Molecule: messenger RNA, 1501 nt
Organism: Magnolia sinica
Lineage: Eukaryota; Viridiplantae; Streptophyta; Magnoliopsida; Magnoliales; Magnoliaceae
Product: ATP-dependent Clp protease proteolytic subunit 5, chloroplastic
Exons: 11
Coding region: 45-1310 (421 amino acids)
Biological process (GO): protein quality control for misfolded or incompletely synthesized proteins
Cellular component (GO): endopeptidase Clp complex
Molecular function (GO): ATPase binding; serine-type endopeptidase activity; ATP-dependent peptidase activity
Source: RefSeq, a predicted model, not a curated record
UUCCUCACCCACGCCCCCUCCCUCUCCCUCUCACACUCUCUCUCAUGACGAUGGCGGCUCUCUCGUCUUUUGCAGCCGUUCAUCAACCUGGCCCACUACAUUUAAGAAAUCAGACGACCACCUCCCUCUUAACGAGAUCAAGCCCCGAAACCAUCACCGUCAUCACCUCCAAAAGGAAUUUUCAACUUUCAAACCGAAGAAGAUGCUUGAUCUCUCCAAAGGCUGUCUAUUCUGGAUUCCAAACUUCACAUCACCCCCUUCGAAGAGGGAUCUGGUCGAUAAGAGAAGACUUGGAACUGCCUUCUUCUCCAUACUUCCCGGUCAAUGCCCAAGGUGGUCAAGGCCCACCUCCAAUGGUACAAGAGCGAUUCCAGAGUGUUAUCAGCCAGCUCUUUCAGCAUCGGAUAAUACGUUGUGGUGGAGCUGUCGAUGAUGAUAUGGCGAACAUUAUCGUCGCUCAGCUUCUGUAUCUGGAUGCUAUUGAUCCAAACAAGGAUAUUGUCAUGUACGUGAACUCUCCAGGAGGAUCAGUGACAGCUGGUAUGGCCAUAUUUGAUACCAUGAAGCAUAUCCGGCCCGACGUUUCCACUGUUUGUGUCGGAUUGGCGGCUAGCAUGGGCGCUUUCCUUCUGAGUGCUGGCACCAAGGGGAAACGAUACAGCUUACCGAACUCUAGGAUAAUGAUUCAUCAACCUCUUGGUGGGGCUCAAGGAGGACAAACUGACAUAGACAUCCAGGCCAAUGAGAUGCUUCACCACAAGGCUAAUCUGAAUGGUUACCUCUCCUACCACACCGGUCAAAGUCUAGACAAGAUCAACCAGGACACAGACCGCGAUUUCUUCAUGAGUGCAAAAGAAGCCAAAGAGUAUGGACUUAUUGAUGGUGUCAUCAUGAAUCCUCUCAAAGCCCUUCAGCCACUGCCAGCAACCGAAAGUUACUCAUUUCCUCUCGAGGAGAGCUCUUCCCCACCUACAAUGAAAUCCUUCUGUAUUGUUCUCUGUCUGCUCACGAUGACCAUCCACGCCGCAUCUCGAGUCAUUACAGACGUUUCCUCCAUCUCCGUCUCUCUCAAAACAGAAGACCCAAUCAUUGGAAUGCAACCCACAAGAGAGCUGAGCUCAACAACGUCGAAACUUCACAAGAAAGGCAGGGAAAUGAAGAUUGCUGGAGGGACGGAAAGAUCUGACAUAAAAGGCCUCAAAGGAGGAGAACUCGAGGACAGCAAUGAAGAAGAAGGGCUCAUCUACAACGUGGAUUACCAUGGAGUGACAACACACCCUUCGCCGUCUCCAAAACAUCCAAAACCAUAGAGCCUGCACUCACUCAAGUAUAGCUUAAGAUCCUCUGAUGUAUUAUUUCUCUCCUCCUUAUGAUAUGUAUUAUUUAAUGAAUUAGUGAAAAAAUAUUAUGAUGUAUUAUUUAAUGAAACUGUUCUGGUUGAAUGUACCUGAAUAUAUUCUGGCUUGACCUUUGCCAUUCUUCUUUUCCUUCUCUGUUAAGG